Cryptococcus amylolentus CBS 6039 is the source of this 1397-nucleotide messenger RNA. RefSeq lists its product as hypothetical. Lineage: Eukaryota; Fungi; Basidiomycota; Tremellomycetes; Tremellales; Cryptococcaceae. The transcript has 2 exons. The record is from RefSeq and is a predicted model, not a curated record. The coding region runs from base 351 to 1397 and encodes 348 amino acids.
CUUUUAGUGAGCGCCCUACUUCGUCGCUCAUCGCCGCCGCGCGUCAUUCCUCUUCUUUUGGCGUUUCCAAGGCGUUUCUCGCUUUCAGCGUCGCUCUUUUGGCGCUCUUACACUCUCGCUUUCUCCAAAUCGCAAGAUUCUGCGCCUGGAAGCUGUCCCUCAGCUGCAAGCCCUACCGUGCGCGAAACAGCGGCCGUUUCGUCAACAAUCCUCCAGCCCUCCUCGGUCCCCCGAGCGUCAUUCCUCUUCUUUUAGCGUUACUCGCUUUCAGCGUCCGCUCUUUUCGCGCUCUCUUCGCAACAGAUCGUCAUCUAUAUGCACAGUACUCCAGCUGCAGAGCUCAUCAUACAAUGAUUCUUUUCACUCCCCCCACCACCGCCACCCGCACUCGACAACGUCCGACUUCCGACUCUCUCCGACAACCACUCAACGCCGCUGGGGUCGCCACCCGCCUUUCGCUCGCCUCUGGCUCUGAAUCUCCUUUCAAUUUCUUCUCAACUUCCUCCCAUUGUGACUAUCAUCUUGCUCUAUCACUCGCUCGCUCCUGGAUCUUCCCUCAAAAAUCUGUCCCAUCUAAACCCCUUUUGACUACCAAGCCCUACGGCGCACCACAAACGAAGGUCAACAAAGGCGGACGUCCUCCAAAAACACCCCCCACCAACACUCCUCCAGCCCUAUGGUCUCAUCCGGAGGGCAAUGUCCCCCAGUACUUACCGAGAGUGCUAGACCCCUCUCGCUUCUGGAUCUUCCCUCAAGAAUGUCGAAAUCUGCCCCAUCAUAACCCCUUUGGACUACCAAGCCCUACGACGCACCACGAACGAAGGUCAACAAAGGCGGACGUCCUCCAAAUAACGAUUUUAGUGACAGACUUACGGCUGCGUAGCAUCAUGACUGCUCAUGCAUAUUCUCCCUCUGCCCUCACCCUUCUUGUUAGUCUUCGAGCUACUGCCGUCUCCUCUUGCGUCACCUCAGACAACGAUCGAUCCUCCUUUGCCCCUGCCCAUCACUUCCCUACGUCACCUUCCAUAUAUACCCCUCCCAGGGGGCAUGCUGCUUUCAUCCUCGCCGCUGGUGAACAUACUUGUUCUCAAAGUUGCUUUGUCGAUGUUGGUCAAUUCGAGGCCGUAGGUUUGGACCCUGCUUUGGAGCAUGGCGACAGGCUGCGUGCGCGACCCCUCACUUUGAGGUACGGGGAUCUUCCUUUCAACCGCGGUGCCAUGAAGGAGCUCCUCAACACAUGGGCUUCGUCUGACACCACCUCUGGCAGAUGGUUGCCUUACUAUCGCAAGACUUUUACCGACAUCCACUCCUUCCCUCCAGCUACUGCGUGUUCACGGUGGCUCUCAACGCCUUCAACCGAGCUGCUCGAAACCAUGUUUGCUCUUUCCGCUGCAUGA